Molecule: messenger RNA, 525 nt
Organism: Miscanthus lutarioriparius
Lineage: Eukaryota; Viridiplantae; Streptophyta; Magnoliopsida; Poales; Poaceae
Source: the annotation of a GenBank genome assembly
AUGGGCCAGCAGCUGGAGCGGCAGAUCGAGCAGGCCAACGCCACGGCGAGGUCUUCUCACAGAGUCACAGGUCGGAACUCCAAAGAACACGUGCCCAGCGGCAGCGGUAGCAGCAGGAGGAAGAAGCCGGGACUGGUGGUGGACGCCGAGGCACCCGGCGCCAACCAGCCUCAGGAUCAGAGCAACACAAUGCUCGUCGAGGUGAUGCGGGAGCUGAACCGCGUCAAGAGGGAGCUCCGGGAGCUGAAGCGCGAGGUGAAGGCCGAGGUCGACGGGGACGCCGAUGCCGGUUCGCGUCCCCUCGACAGCGCGGAGCGAGAGGCCGGCGAGGGAAACGAGGAGAGUGGCAUAGCAGAGCUCGCCGUGCUGCGGAGAGACAGGAGGCUCGGAGCGAGCGACCCUGACGAGAGGUUCGCCACCGCCUGCAGCUCCGACGUGGGACUCCAGUCCGCGAACACGGCGGUGGUGCCAUCGACGGAGGAGACGGACCACGCCGUGAACGCUGAGUCCGCACUAAGCCACUAA